GGACAGGAAGAGGGGGAGUCAGCUCUAAGAGGAGGGGGGAGGAGGUUGGCGGCUGGCGUCCGCCCUCACUGCAGGCGUCCUCGAUCUGGGCACCAUGUUCCUUGCAGGGUCCCCCAGCCACACCCUCCGCCGGCUCCCCUUGCUGCCCUUGCUGCUGCUGCUUCUACAGACUUUGGCCAGGGGGCUGGGUCGUGCCAGCCCAGCUGGAGCCCCCUUGGAAGAUGUGGUCAUCGAGAGAUACCACAUCCCGAAGGCCUGCCCCCGAGAAGUGCAGAUGGGGGAUUUUGUGCGUUACCAUUACAAUGGCACUUUCGAAGACGGGAAGAAGUUUGACUCCAGCCAUAACCGGAGCUCCCUGGUGGCCAUCAUUGUGGGCGUGGGCCGCCUCAUCACUGGCAUGGACCGAGGUCUCAUGGGCAUGUGUGUCAACGAACGUCGCCGCCUCAUUGUGCCUCCCCACCUGGGCUACGGCAGCAUUGGUGUGGCGGGCCUUAUCCCCCCUGAUGCCACCCUCUAUUUUGACUUGGUCCUGUUGGACGUGUGGAACAAGGCGGACACGGUGCAAAUGACCAUCCUCCUGCGCCCUCCUCACUGCCCCCGCAUGGUGCAGAACGGCGACUUUGUGCGCUAUCACUACAAUGGCACACUGCUGGAUGGCACUGCCUUUGAUAACAGCUACAAUAGAGGCGGCACUUACGACACCUACAUUGGCUCUGGUUGGCUGAUCAAAGGCAUGGACCAGGGGUUGCUGGGCAUGUGUCCUGGAGAGAAAAGAAAGAUCACCAUCCCUCCCUUCCUGGCUUAUGGGGAGAAAGGCUAUGGGACUGUGAUACCCCCGCAUGCCUCCCUGGUCUUCCAUGUCUUGCUGAUUGACGUCCACAACCCGAACGACACGGUCCAGCUGGAAACGCUGGAGCUGCCCCAGGGCUGUGCCCGGCGAGCCGUUGCAGGGGAUUUCAUGCGGUACCACUACAAUGGCUCCUUGAUGGAUGGUACCCUCUUUGAUUCCAGUUACUCCCGAAACCACACCUACAAUACCUAUAUCGGGCAGGGUUACAUCAUCCCAGGAAUGGACCAGGGGCUGCAAGGCGCAUGCAUAGGGGAGUGGAGGAGGAUCACUGUGCCCCCUCACCUUGCCUACGGGGAGAAUGGGACAGGAGACAAGAUCCCUGGCUCAGCGGUGCUCAUCUUUAACGUGCACGUCAUUGACUUCCACAACCCUGCGGACCCUGUGGAAAUCAAGACACUGUUCCGGCCACCUGAGACCUGCAACGCGACAGCCAAGAUCGGAGACUUCAUUCGCUACCACUACAACUGUUCUCUGCUGGACGGCACCAGGCUCUUCUCUUCCCACGACUAUGAGGCCCCUCAGGCGGUCACCUUGGGAGCUAACAAAGUGAUCGACGGUCUGGACAGGGGCCUGCAGGGCAUGUGUGUAGGGGAGAGGAGGCAGCUCAUCGUGCCCCCCCACCUGGCCCAUGGGGAGAGCGGAGCCCGGGGUGUCCCUGGCAGUGCUGUGCUGCUAUUUGAAGUGGAGCUGGUAUCCCGAGAGGAUGGUCUGCCCACAGGCUACCUGUUUGUGUGGCACCAGGAUCCUCCUGCGAACCUUUUUGAAGACAUGGAUCUCAAUAAAGAUGGAGAGGUGCCCCCAGAAGAGUUCUCCUCCUUCAUCAAGGCUCAAGUGAAUGAAGGCAAAGGUCGCCUCAUGCCCGGGGAAGACCCUGACAAAACCAUAAGAGAUAUGUUUCAGAACCAGGAUCGAAACCAGGAUGGCAAGAUCACAGCUGAGGAACUUAAGUUGAAGACAGAUGAGGACCAGGAGGCUCGGGUCCACGAAGAGCUCUGAGGCCAAGUCUCAGGUCUGACCUCAGACACAGAGGCCAACAGCCCCCUCCAC
Molecule: messenger RNA, 1897 nt
Organism: Acomys russatus (golden spiny mouse)
Lineage: Eukaryota; Metazoa; Chordata; Mammalia; Rodentia; Muridae
Gene: Fkbp10
Product: FKBP prolyl isomerase 10
Exons: 10
Coding region: 95-1846 (583 amino acids)
Molecular function (GO): peptidyl-prolyl cis-trans isomerase activity; calcium ion binding
Source: RefSeq, a predicted model, not a curated record